CCUCAACCCUCGUUGCUGCCGGCCUUUGAAUAACAUCGCCGUUUAUUCGAUUCCUUGCCUGUUCUAUCUGGAGAUAGAGCCACCGUGCUUUGUCUUUUGCAGCAGCUGUUUAAGCGCUGCCUUUUGCACCCGGUCCUUUCCCUACGAAGCCGACAGUAAUUUCUUGAAGACGAGGCAAAGUGCCUUGAACAACCCGUCUGCGACUCUCAUUUCGAUACCAAUCACCUCUCGCAUACUAUGGAAGACAAUUCAGUUCUUUCGGGCGCUGCCGAUGAUGCCCACGCCGUCGCUCAGGAUGCCCCCGGUGAUGUUGUUGCGCCCAGUGGAUCGCAAUCGCAUCAAGGAUCGCCGGUUAAAAAGGCCGAAAGUGCUUCCGGAACUGAUAACCCGCUAGAUGCGCCUGCAUCUCCCAAGCCCCAGAACGCCAACGCUGAGCGCGAAGAUGAAGAAAUGGGCGGAAUGGAAGACGCGAAGAAAGAACCCGAUACUGGUGAUGAAACCGGGGAGGGCUCAGUUCCGUUGGGUGUGGAUGGUGCUGCUGACCCAGCGCAGGCCAAGGCGUCGCUUGAGGCUUCUGCUCGUUCACAUCUCGUUUCGCAGACACAUGCAAUUAUUCUCCCAAGUUAUUCCACAUGGUUCGAUAUGCACACUGUGCACCCCAUUGAGAAGAAGGCUUUGGCAGAGUUCUUCAAUGGUCGGAACCGCAGCAAGACACCCGCCGUUUACAAGGAUUACCGAGAUUUUAUGAUCAACACUUACCGAUUGAAUCCUAUUGAAUACCUCACUGUCACGGCUUGUCGCCGUAACCUCGCCGGAGAUGUCUGCGCUAUUAUGCGGGUACACUCUUUCCUCGAGCAAUGGGGGUUGAUCAACUACCAGGUGGACCCCCAAACGCGUCCUUCCAACAUCGGUCCUCCGUUUACUGGCCAUUUCCGAGUAGUUGCCGACACCCCGCGUGGCCUUCAGCCUUUCCAACCCGGCCCCAACCACACAGUUACCCCGGGUAAGCCUCACCCGGCCACUGACCGUGCCGCUUCCUCCACUCCUGCUUCCAAGGCAGACCUCAAUCUCGAACUUCGCCGGAAUAUCUACGACGACAAGGGCAAAGAGAUCACACCAGCUACAGAGGACAAAGACAAGCAGGCCAACGGGGAAGGCGCUAAUGGUACCGAUCCCACCAAGGCACUGGAGAACGCUGCUCGGGAACCUAGAAAGAAGGCCCACUGCUUCUCUUGUGGAAUUGACUGCACUCGUCUCCGGUUCCAUUAUGCCAAGUCGGCACCCGCCGCUGGAAACAACGCCCCGAACUCGAAGUACGACCUGUGCCCCAACUGCUUUUUGCAGGGGCGCAUGCCUUCGAGCCACAGCGCUUCGGAUUUCGUCAAGCUUGAGGACAAUGAAUACUCGAUUGCUCAAGAUAAGGAAGCUCCUUGGAGCGACUCGGAGCUUGUCCUGCUCCUCGAAGGAUUGGAGAACUUUGACGACAACUGGGAGCAGAUCGCCAACCACGUGGGCACAAGGACAAAGGAAGAAUGCGUGAUGAAGUUCUUGCAGCUUGAGAUCGAAGACAAGUACGUUGAAGACAUGCCAGAUCUGCGCAACCUUCAUGGCCGGGAUCCCAUCAGCCAUGCCGAAAACCCAGUUUUGUCCGUCGUCGCAUUCCUCGCUCAAAUGGCAGAGCCAUCAGUGGCAGCCGCAGCCGCAGGGCGCUCUGUGGAAGAAAUCCGCAAGGAACUCAAGAAGCAGCUCGGGAAGGGUUCGGGUGAAGAAAAGGCCCAGGACAAGGGCAAAGAGAAGGAGGGUGAAGCUACGAAGACAGAAGACUCCAUGGAGGUGGAUACCUCCCGCGCAGAGAUCGAGACAGCAUCCAAGGCAUCCCUCCCUAACGUUGCUCUUGCAGCCUCCGCAGCGCGUGCUGGAGCCUUGGCCUCGCACGAAGAACGGGAAAUGACCCGUCUCGUCUCCGCCGCCGUCAAUGUCACUCUCCAGAAAUUUGAGAUUAAGCUCCAACAAUUCAAUGAGAUGGAAGAGAUAAUCGAGGCUGAACGCCGGGAACUCGAACAAGCUCGCCAGCAGCUCUUCUUGGACCGAAUGGCCAUGAAGAAGCGUGUCAAGGAUGUCCAAGACUCGUUGCAGUCCAUCACCCUCAAGGGUCCGAGUGAUGAUGCCAACGCAAUGAUCGCUGAUGCAGCAGCAGCAGGUAUGGGUAACCGGUACAAUUUCCAGCCCGUUGGCGGCGAUUUCAGAACCGGUGUUCAACCAUGGAGUGCUGAGGCAGGUGCCGAUUUCAAGACAUUCGAUCUAUAAACGGUACCGUUAUAUUAUCACAGAUAAUAUCAGAAAAUGACAUGUAUGAAACGGGUUUCGUCGUUAUACUGACAGGGAAUUUCUUCAUUUCUUUCUUAUUUUAUCAUGUACUAUACCAUGUCCCAAGGGAGCAGAGGUCAGACAGUGAUCUUUCUGGACUGGACCUGGAUAGAUGAGACGGGAGUAUGAAUGACUCGGUUGGGGAUGGUUCAUCUUAUUUAUCUUCAUUUCCGUUUCAUUUUUCAUAGGAAAAGGCGCAAUGUUUUGUUUGUUUGGAGUUACGAGCUAUCUUAUAAUGCUAUUCUUCUGAUUAACUUCUGUCCCGUACCAAUGCGAUCCUAUUCUAUUACAUCUUAUCGUCUAGGAUGAAAUGAACAGGCUGAACCAAAUGCAAAUCUAAUCCAACUGGGAUAUAUGCAAUAAUCCAGAACUCCAAGACGAUAUCUAUUCCCUUUUAACCAC
Messenger RNA from Aspergillus ruber CBS 135680, 2769 nucleotides. It is a transcript of the gene rscE, whose product is annotated as putative RSC complex subunit (RSC8). Gene Ontology annotation, cellular component: SWI/SNF complex. NCBI's taxonomy places the organism in Eukaryota, Fungi, Ascomycota, Eurotiomycetes, Eurotiales, Aspergillaceae. Gene Ontology annotation, molecular function: histone binding; DNA binding. The transcript is spliced from 3 exons. The record is from RefSeq and is a predicted model, not a curated record. Bases 238 to 2307 code for a protein of 689 amino acids. Gene Ontology annotation, biological process: positive regulation of DNA-templated transcription.